GGAACAUGGAUAUAAGUAGUGGAGUUUGCCAUCAGAUCACUACAGCUUGCUAAUAACCAGUAAAGCAGCAGGACUAGACUAAACUAUCGUUGCCUUGCCUCAGCCUGGAUCAAACAGCAGUAUAUCUACGCAUGACGUGUUAUUUCUGAUUCAAGCCUGGUUGCUUCAAUAUUCUAUUUCUGUGUUCUUUGCCAGUUUUCAGUGAUAUCGCUUAAUUCUACCGAACAAAAAAGAGCUCUUACACCUAAGACAGUAACAGCAGCACCUGCGUUUGCAGUUUUGGAUAGCGUUAGGCCCACAAAAUUCACAUAAAAUGGAGAAGCACAUUAUCUUUGCGUUAGUCAUCCUGGUCUUGACCAUCGUGGUGCCCAGUAUGAUCUUAGCGGCCCCGACCUUCCUAGAGAAGCUUAUGGAUGUCAACAACCCUGACCAAGAUGACCAAGCCUUCGCGGCUGCAGUACAGAACCUGGACAAACGCGACGUAGGCCGAAUUGACGAUGACCAAGGUUUUGCGCUGUCCCAAGAGAUCCGUGAGAGGAGGUCUUCAAGGAUGGUCAACCGUUGCAUGACGACCUGCUGGGUCUGCAUUAAGGCCUUCCACAAAGACGCCAUCCAGCUUGGGGAAUGCUUCGCCGGUUGCUCAGGCAAACCCACCACCAAAAUGCUCAACAACCCCCUUGAAGCACAGUCAUGGUCAACAUGCCAAAGGAACUUUCUCUCUGGGCACUGAUGAUUUAAAAAAGACUCUUUUCAUGAAACAAACCUGGAUGGCACUCUGAUCUAUGGCAGCUACAUAAACUAUUGCCAUCCAAUUAUAUACCUUUACUUUCCUAGUGACCCAUAAUAUUUUCAAAUAGUGUUGCUAAAAUAAAGUGUGUGUGGUUAUGUUUGCUAAACAUUAAUGCCUCAAUCCAUGCAAAAAUCUAUUGGACUUACAAGCCUACUUGUAAAAUAGCAAUGUCGUUCUAUUUGCAUGAAAUAGCAGCAUGUUUUCUAAUUCUGCUUCCCUGUGGACAAAAUAGGCAUUCUUAGUAAGGGGCAUUUAUAAAUGAAGUGUUGAUGCACCAAAUACCACAUCACAUCAUCACUAACACAAGAUAAAAUGAUUUCAUUCAUAAUCCAUCCCUUAUAUAAGGAGAUGUUUCAAAUAAAAUUGUAAAAUUUAUUAUUCAUUAUCAAAUGUUUGUUGUGGGAUUUUUAAACUGUAUAUACAUUUAUCCCUUGAAAAAGGCUAUUACCUUGAAAUGACAUAAAAUGAAUAAAUAAAGUACCAUAAUUAUUGUCACAAAGAUGUAUUUUGGUUGUCUACCUACAAAAAAAUAAAUCACUAUUUUGUUUAAAAUGUAAAUAGUGAUCAGCUUUGAUAUUUAUAUGCUUAAUAUACCCGUUCCAAAUAUGAUUCACUCUCCAAACCUUUCCAUCUCGAUAACAGAAAAAUCUCAAGUGUGCAAAGCAUCAACUUUUUAAAAAUGAUUUCUUAAUUUUUUGUUUAUAGAAGACCAGAUGAGAAAGGCAGAGAGACAGGGUAUACUUAAGAAUAACAAGUACAGUCCAAUUUUGUAAAGCCACAAUUUAAUUUGUCUGUCUGGUACAACCUUGCCUAUGGAAUUGCCCAAACGAUUUACCCAUAUACUUUACAUUUUUUCUGGUUUUAAAUGCAUUAGCUGUAUAGAAUUGAAUGAAGAUAUAUCUAUUUAUUAUUGUAUAUAGUGUAAAAAGGUGAAUUCUUAGUUGGUAUUUUUAUUUGUCCUUUGAAGUCAUAACAGUGAAUAAUGAAAAUUGCAAAGGAAACAAAAAGAAUAUUCAUCUUCAUAAUUGACGAAGAUGUCCUUCUGCCCAACACCCACACACCCAUGUACCAAAAACUGCCAAGUCGGUAAAGCCUCCAAUAAUCAAUCUCUCCUUUCAGUGAUGUUAUGUAGUACUAGUGGUAGAAUUAUGAAUUUAAAAGCCACAUGAAUUGAAAUGAUAUUCAGAGGAUACCUUGCUAACUUUUGGAUAAAAGCUGUAUUCAAGAUUUAAAAACAGAAACUGCACACA
Strongylocentrotus purpuratus (purple sea urchin) is the source of this 2040-nucleotide messenger RNA. RefSeq lists its product as uncharacterized. The transcript is spliced from 2 exons. NCBI's taxonomy places the organism in Eukaryota, Metazoa, Echinodermata, Echinoidea, Camarodonta, Strongylocentrotidae. Bases 314 to 730 code for a protein of 138 amino acids. The record is from RefSeq and is a predicted model, not a curated record.